Aspergillus sclerotioniger CBS 115572 is the source of this 455-nucleotide messenger RNA. RefSeq lists its product as uncharacterized. The transcript has a single exon. NCBI's taxonomy places the organism in Eukaryota, Fungi, Ascomycota, Eurotiomycetes, Eurotiales, Aspergillaceae. The coding region runs from base 101 to 364 and encodes 87 amino acids. The record is from RefSeq and is a predicted model, not a curated record.
CGUGGGAGUUGGCGAGGGGAUGUCAUGGCUGUGUGAUUUAUCACAUUCUUCGGUGGUUGCGAAUAUGGUUGCUUAUGCGUGGUGAUUAUAUUAAGGAUUGAUGGCAUUUCAAUUAGUGGGAUGGUAUAUAUGGGAGUGCCUUUCUCUCCAAUUGUGUGAAUGGGUUAGUCGUAGUAUUUGCACAGGGGUAAGCUGGAGGUUGGCUACGUUUGUUGGGGUUAUCUGGAUCAUGUUUAAUGAUAGAGCCUCUAGAUUGCAACGAAUCCAAGGGACUGGAAAGUUCUCCUGUUACUCAUGCUUACUACCCGCAUGGACUAGACUGCUGCGCCGGAGCUGCUGCCUAUAUCAGCUGCAAAACAGCUAGAGAAUGUCACCAUGACCUCGGGUGAUCAAUCUGGCGAAUCUCGGGCUCGAUGACAGCGAACUUCCGGCAUUCCGUCGAUAGACUAGAGACU